Messenger RNA from Dendroctonus ponderosae (mountain pine beetle), 1506 nucleotides. RefSeq names its product radial spoke head protein 9 homolog. The transcript has a single exon. The record is from RefSeq and is a predicted model, not a curated record. The coding region runs from base 591 to 1433 and encodes 280 amino acids. NCBI's taxonomy places the organism in Eukaryota, Metazoa, Arthropoda, Insecta, Coleoptera, Curculionidae. Gene Ontology annotation, cellular component: axoneme; radial spoke. Gene Ontology annotation, biological process: cilium movement involved in cell motility; axoneme assembly; motile cilium assembly.
UCACAGCUAUAAAAUAUUUAUUCUAGAAAGUAAUAAAACCGAUAGUACGAAAUUCCAGCAAUAACAACUAUCGCCCGGCAGUUAUAAUUGCAAACUGCCAUUUCUGGUCGGUUGUUCGAAGCGGUCUCGGAGUUUCCCACAGUUAUACCGUUGAAGUUCCAUCGAUUGUUCGCAAAUUCGAUGAAUUCUUAAUGAAUGUGAUCAAAACAUAAUUCUUUGUCAUCAAAUGAAUGUUCAGGUCGAUUAUAUCGUUUCAGUUAUUUAGCCGGUUGGAAACUGUGCAGUUUUUCAGUUUCUCAGUUGGAUUACUGCACGACUAUGAAUCGGCGCAGUUUAACCAGUGCGGGAAACAAAGAAAUUUCUAUAUGUAAGUAUUACUCUAUAUAUUUCACUUACAGCUCAAUUAAUCGCUUGUGCCAGAAGAACAACACUUUUCAAGUUUUUAAUCGACAUAAAAUCAAUGUUUUAAAGUAUUCAAACCGUGCUUUUCUAAACGCGCUCACAUUUCCAAACGUUAAAGUUACCUUAGCACUCAAUCUAGGUUAUACCUAGGCAAUAAAUCAAUGUGACUUUUAAGCUGAAAAUCGAAAAUGAACGCGAAUGCACUACUGGAAUGCUUGCAAAGCAUUGGCCACUUCGGCCACAUAGUCUCCACUGAAGAGCAAAUAGUCCUGCAAAACAGCCUGCUGGUUUUGCAAAACGAGAACCAUUUCCGAAACGUGUUCUUUUGGGGUAAGAUUCUUGGAGCUGACAAGGAUUACUAUGUGGCUUAUGGAUACCUGAAAGACGCUCUACAUGGCAACAUUUUCUACUACAGUAAUAACGGAAUUAACUGGGGCCUGCUGCCUCAGCCAACCAAGAAUGGCUUGUUGCUUACCCCCUUGUGCACUACGAGCUUGCAAGGCGAUCCUGCUCUAAUAAUUGACGUGUUAAUUGAAAAAGAUGAAACAAGCAUAGAAGAGACUCUGAGGGCCGCACAAAUAAGAAAACUCAAAGAGGAAGAUAGACUGGCCUCUCUGGUUAGGAUUAUCUGCAGUGAAGCUGCAGUCGCUCCAAGAGGAGUCAACUUCCAAAGACCCGAUGGAGUUAUAGUGGAAAACUUAGCUUUUGAAGGCUUAUCAGCGCUGGAAGCUAGGGAAUUUAGUUCAUUUUUACAUGCCAGACCGCCCACCCAGAAAUACAACACCAACUUGCUAACGAGGGACGAUUAUAAUUACGCGAUGGAUUUUCUGGAUCCUUUGGAUAUCGACAUACCGGAAGGCAGUUGGAUUAUCCAAAUAUUAGCAGGAGACUCAAUAGUGCUCUUGAAGUCGCUGUUUUGGCCCGGACUGGUUUUCUAUCAUUUCCUGAAAACACCCCGACAUGGAUUUGUUUAUAUCGGCAACGGAAAACGGUGCAUCGAUGUGCCUUUUAUGUUAAGCCCUUUUGUUUAACUCACUCGCUUAUUGUUAAAUUCAACAACGCACAUUGCUGUUGAUAAAUUAUUAUGAACUUAUAUUUGGGCAA